Aphanomyces astaci is the source of this 402-nucleotide messenger RNA. RefSeq lists its product as hypothetical. The record is from RefSeq and is a predicted model, not a curated record. Lineage: Eukaryota; Oomycota; Saprolegniomycetes; Saprolegniales; Verrucalvaceae. The coding region runs from base 34 to 291 and encodes 85 amino acids. The transcript has 2 exons.
CUUACUUGGGUAUUGGAGUUCAGAAGGCACAACAUGAACAUGGACGUACUGAGUGACGCGCAGAUUGCCGCGCUGAAUCAAGCCAAGUGCGGUAUCCGCAUCGAGAACGAAAAGUACAUCCGCGCCCACCCAGAACUCGACGGCAUCAUCCGCGCACUCGUCAAAGGUGUUCUCAAGGAUCGGCCGACCAACGUCACCGCAUAUGCGUAUCAUUUCUUCCAGCGGGACGUCGCCACGCUCACCGCCGCCAUCUCCGCCACUUCCCAUCCCACGACCUCCACCACUACGUAGCCCCCCCCCAAAUCCAUCGUGCCAGGAAUUCUUUAAAGCCGACGGAUCAUCAUUCUGAUCGAAUAGACCAUCAUUUCGUUUGAAUAGACCAUCAUUUCUUAUUUCAAUCAA